Messenger RNA from Blastocystis hominis, 1377 nucleotides. RefSeq lists its product as hypothetical. The transcript is spliced from 6 exons. The record is from RefSeq and is a predicted model, not a curated record. The coding region runs from base 1 to 1377 and encodes 458 amino acids. Lineage: Eukaryota; Bigyra; Opalinata; Blastocystidae. Gene Ontology annotation, molecular function: ubiquitin-protein transferase activity.
AUGUCUCAAUGUUGCAGCUCUAUUGCGCAGCUAUGCACAGAGAAACGAAUUCGGAUUAUUUUGAAUCGCAAGACUGUGCUGCAUGACACGCUGCUGGCGUUUGCUACGCUGACUCCUGAAGAUAUGGUGAAGCAGAUUCGUCUUCAAUUUAAUGGAGAGCCAGGUGUGGAUGCAGGCGGCUUGUCGAGAGAGUGGAUGGCUUUGCUCAUGAAGAACGUUUUCUCAAACGAUGAAAUCCCGAAGGUGAAAAUUACGGAAGAAAGAUUUGUAAUGCGAAUCGAUCAUGUGUCUCCCAAGGAUGACGAUCAAGAAACAAUCAAAUACUUUCGAGACACUUCAAUGAACACUCGAUCCUUUGUGAAUAUGUUUAUGUUCUUACGAUCACGUUUUCUCAUUUCUAGUCUCACUCCGAAUGGCUAUCUUCCCAACCCUGCUUUGAAUUAUCACCAAAACUACAUCGAUGAUCUCGAGCUUCCAAAAUGUGCUUCUGACGCCAUUUCCCAAAAUUAUCAGUUUGUUGGAAGGCUUAUCGGGCGAGCCAUUUUUGAUGGAAUUCCUCUGGGUGUUCAUUUCAAUCCUCUUUUAAUCAAAGCGAUUUUAUCGGUCCCAAUUGUUCGAUCGGAUAUUCAGUUAAUCGAUCCUACUCUUUAUCAUGGAAUGAAGCGAUUAGAAGACUCACUGGCUCAAGAUCCUUCUCUGGAGCAAUCUCUCGAGUUAACCUUUAGUGUUGAUAUUACGAAUUCUGUGGAUAUUGACAAUCCUUGCAUUGAAGAGAUGGAUCUGUGCAAAGGAGGGAGGAAUCGAUUUGUUUCAUCCGAGAAUAUUGAUGAAUACAACGAGCUCAUGUUGAAACACGCUGUUUAUGAUAAUUAUCGGAACAGUUUCUAUUUCAUUUUGAAGGGGAUUUUCGAAGUCAUUCCUCAGUUUUUCUUCUCUGUUUUUACGGAGUCUGAGCUGAGAACGGUCUUAGAGGGAGAAACCGUGAUUGAUGUGGAGGACUGGAAGCAAAACACUGUUUAUACAAACGAAUUCUGUGCCAAUCACCCCGUCGUUCGGAGCUUCUGGGAGAUUGUUGAAAGCUUCUCGAACGAGCAGCGAUCGUUACUUCUGUUAUUUGCUACAGGCUAUUCGUACCCUCCAAUUUUGGGGUUUUCGCACUUGAAGGGUCCGGAUGGGAGAACGAUGCCUUUCUGUCUCUCUCCUCUGCCUUUUGUUGUUCGAUCUGUUGACCCAGAGGCAGUUGUGGGCUACCAAAUUCGCUCGCACACCUGUUUUCAUAAAUUGGAAAUACCAUUAUUGGAUAAGAAGCAGUUGGAGCGUGUCAUUCUGGCCACAAUCCAAUCGGACAACGGAUGUUAUGGAUUUAAUGAAGAGUAA